Molecule: messenger RNA, 717 nt
Organism: Stegodyphus dumicola
Lineage: Eukaryota; Metazoa; Arthropoda; Arachnida; Araneae; Eresidae
Source: RefSeq, a predicted model, not a curated record
AUGGGUAAUCUACCUAAGCAUCGUGUAACACUCGAGAGGCCUUUCUUCAACUGCGGAGUGGACUAUGCCGGUCCUAUUUCAAUCAAAUUCAACAAGGGUCGUGGAGCAAAAUCAACCAAGGGUUACAUUGCUCUAUUUAUUUGUCUCGCUACUAAGGCACUACACAUCGAGGCAGUCAGCGAUUUAACCGCUGAUGCAUUUUUAGCUGCUUCUUUGCGUCGCUUCAGUGCUAGACGAGGAGCUCCAAGUCACAUUUACAGCGACAAUGCAACAAACUUCGUUGGGGCUAAUCGAAAAGCUCAGCGAAAUACAACGAUUGUGGGGGCUUCACUUCCUAAGAACGAAGCCGUUGCUCAUCAUUUAACUCAAGCAUCAAUAGAAUGGCACUUUAUACCUCCAGCAUCUCCUCAUUUCGGAGGAAUUUGGGAGGCCGCAAUUAAAUCAACCAAAUAUCACUGUAAAAGAGUAAUAGGUGAAACUCUACUUACUUUCGAAGAAUUGACAACUCUAUUGGCUCAGAUAGAAGCCAUUUUAAAUUCUCGUCCGUUAUGUAGUGUAAACAAUACUGACAUUGAUUGCAUUAAUAUUCUCACUCCUUCACAUUUUCUUACAGGAGACGUGAUCCUAUCCCCUCCUGAACUACCUCUUACUAGUCCUGCUAAUAUACGGAAUAGGUGGGAUCUCCUUCAAAAGAUGCGCAAGGACUUCUGCAAAUAA